This is a messenger RNA of Brassica napus (rape), 2324 nucleotides long. RefSeq names its product stress response protein NST1-like. The record is from RefSeq and is a predicted model, not a curated record. The coding region runs from base 309 to 1136 and encodes 275 amino acids. The transcript has 6 exons. NCBI's taxonomy places the organism in Eukaryota, Viridiplantae, Streptophyta, Magnoliopsida, Brassicales, Brassicaceae.
GAUCUUCUCUGCUUCCACCAUUUGAUUUUGCCGAAGAUAAACGUUUUCUUGCUGUUUACGGUAGGUCUAUGUGUCAGCCCAAUAAAAAACAAGUGAGCCGGAGAAUAAAAAAAGCCCAAAAUAACAGAUUAAAAUUAAAAAGGUCCAUAAACAAUCAAUCAAAACGAGGAAACUAAUUUCGCGCUCCCUCCUUAUCUCUGAAGUCUCAAUAUUUAGUUUCACUUGCUGUUUCUCAGACUCUCUUUCUUUCUUUCUUCUCCAAGAACCCCCUUUCAGAUCGAGUCUUCGACCUGUGAAAGUUUCAGAGAAUGGACGGUCUUCCUGAUUACUAUUGUGCGAUAGUAGAGGAAUGCAUUGAAAACAACCUGACCAAGGAUGAAACUGAGAGAUAUGUACAAGAAGUCCACCAAAUCCCACUUCAACAUACCAACCGAGUUUGGGAUCAUCUUGAAAGGACGAAUCCAGAUUUAUUCAUAGCGUACCAUGCAAGGAUGCGUGAGUGCAAUGCAAGAAUCCCUCAGCGCGUUGCGAAACCUUCACCACCGGAGGUAACUUCCGCAAUGAGACGUAAAGUGCGUGGGACUAGGAAAGAAUACCGUCUAUCUCCUCCUCCUUAUUGUCGCCCUUUGUUGACUGAUAUAAAUGUCCCGGCUACAUCACCACAAGAAGCUGCUUCUUAUGCUAAUGCUCUACAGAACCAAAACCUUCAAGCCUCCCAGCAGCAGCCAGCUUAUCCCAACGACUUUUGGCAGCAGCUUUUGAGUACUUUGGGUCAGAUAAAGAGUAAUACACAGUAUUUGAAUACUUUGGGUCAGAUUCAGAGUAAUACAGACCAAAUGGUCAAACUCUUGACCGAUGGACAUGGAUUUGGACCACAUCUUUCUGCUGCGCGAUCCUCCAAGAGACAGCGAGUUGGAGAGGCAGAAGAGAGAGGUAAAAAUGAAGAAGCAGAGAAGCUGCAGAAGAAAGAGGAAGCUGACGAUAAUGAAGCAGAGAAGCCGCAGGAGAAUGAGAGAGCUGGCGAUGAAGAAGCAGAGAAGCUGCAGGAGAAUGAAAGAGGUGACAAUGAAGAAGCAGAGAAGCUGCAGGAGAAAGAGGAAGGUAACGAUGGAGAAGCAGAGAAGCUUCAGGAUUAGAUCUGCCACAAAAAAACGCAUGGAAAAGUUCUCACGUAAACAUAGUUAUUGAUUAACAGAACAUAUUGCAAAGACACAUUACUUUCUUAUUGUCAUCCUAGACACUACUACUAGGUACUAGCUACGCUGUUAAUAAAAAAACAUUGGGAACAUUUUAUUAUCUGUUUUCUUGCUUGGCCUCGCUCCAGGAUUUGUGUUGUUGUUGGUCCCAGAACCGAAACUGUGGAGAAGAGAUAAACAUAUAACAAGUUCAAAAAUACAUGUAUCCAUUCUAGCAAACCUCAGUCCAUUUAUUUGUGUGGCAAAGUAUAACCAAAAAAAAAGGAGAAAGCAAAGCACAAGUGUCUUGUGAUGCUUAUUCCUCUGACAAGAAACCCAAAAGAGAAGUGCAAAAAUCCAAAUGAGAAGGAAGCAUACGGCCUAAAGACUCGUUGAGCCAGGCAUUCCAAACCAUGCUUAUUCCUCUGACAAGAAACCCAAAAGAGAAGUGUAAAACCCGUUUUUCUCUGGAGCUAUUAUUGUUCAGACCCAAGUUGAAACAGUAAAUCCAUUAAACCUUGUUCAUAAACUCCCAUAAGAACGUUGAAAGUCAUUAUAAAUAUAUACUUAGCAAGUCAAGUAUAACCACAUAAACACUUUCAAAUUUCUUUGUUUAGUAACUUUCCUUCAAAACUUGCAAGUUAAAUAUAGUUGUUCCAACAUUACACUGAGGUAUAUCAUGUUGACAGAAAACGAUGCAAAAACGAAAAUUAUCAAAGCUAAGAACGAGAAAAGAGGUUCGCAUUAUGGCUGAAAGAAGAAACCACCUAACCCCGUUUUGGUUUCUUCUUCUGUCCUUUUGUUGUCUUUUCUGAGCUGUAGAGUAAGCUUUAGAAGGAUUGUUCUUUCUGAGCUGGAGAGUAAACGUUAUUUAUAUGUGUUGGCUUCUUAAACCAUGUCUGUUCUUCUGUUUGACUGAAUCUCAAACAUACCAUGAUUUUAGGGUUUAUUUUAAUGUGCUGGAGAUUUCUCACGACGGUUCAACAAAGAAGAGGAAAGCGAGAGAGCUUCUCGGCUAGACAUCGUGAUUAUCAACAGGCUUUCUAGGCUGCAUAGCCAGGAAGACGAGUAAAAGCCCUAAAAGAAUAUCCUAUUAUGGCCCUGUUCGUUUGCUCACCCAUGUGAUCCAUCUGGGUGAAGAUGCAAAUU